ACAUCUCACACCCCUCCCGUGUCAGCAUUUUUUUUUUCCUUUCUCUGACCCGUUAUCUUUCAACUUGGUGUUUCCUUAGUAAGCAAGUAACGUCUGCCAACAGCCAUUCAAAAGAACACAGCAGCGCACAGGUGCCAAACAUGCCCAUCGUCCUCGACAGAGACACAGACAAGAGCAUUGAUAGCCCACCGCCUGCACACGACCUAGAAUCAACAGCUCGUCCCACUCGCUCGAGGAGGACCCUGAGCACCGGCAGUCUUCACCGGCUCAAGAAAGAGGUCGGGGCUUCCUUCAAGCAACAGCAGCAGCACGGACAGCAACAACAGCAACCGCAACAGCGUAAACACUUAGACGACCGGGAUCACGAUUCGGAUACCGAAUCCGACUCCAGUGACGAAAAGCACCCUUUCCUUUACUCUUCCUCUUCUCCACAGUUUCCUUCAGAAUUGGUGCAAGAGCGCUCUGACGGUGGAUGGCAGAACUCGAUCCACAGCUUGUCUCUGAACACAAAGGUGGAUCGGACCCAAGGCGAGCCUGACAGCGUCUGCAUCAUGGCUUCACGCGAGAAUGCAAAGAACCUGUGUCAGCAGGCUCCCUGCAGAAACAGGAGCGGAUUAAAGGCCGACUCACUCUCAGCCGAUCCCGCUACUUCACUUACUGCUGCUACCGUUCGGUCUAAGGGCGCGUUUCUCCCCAAGCUGGACUGCAUGACCAUUUCAUCAUCAAUGGGACCCGUCUCCUCAAACACCAUUUCGUUCUUAGAGUCCGCUCCCUCUCCUGCGGCUUCGGAGGAUGCCGAGGACCUCAAGAGCCCGCGUCGCAGUGGUCGUGCCCGUCGUCCUCCACGUCCUAAAGAGGCUGAAGAGCUAAUUGGCCAUGCUCGGCAGUCGUCUUUGACAGUCGCACCCCUGUCGACCCCUCCAGCAUCGCCCGCCCCUCACGCACAUGAGCGUGAGGUGAGCCCUAUUGCUGCACCACCGAGAAAGAGAGCUGGAUCUGUAAAGACUGAGAAGAUUGCUCAUGUUUCGGUAGUUUCUGCAGUGACCAAUGAUGCCACUGAUAUGACCUCAGGAGGGAGCGAGUCCAGUGUGGUUACUACAGACAGCAAGCAGUUUGAGGCCACAUCUGUUUCAGCUCUUCCUCCUAUUGGGCGGAAGACCAAUCAAGAUCUCGAUCUGGCUUCUAUUCCAGGUGUGGUCACCACCCAGCGUGUUCGACGACCUCCUCAAAAUCUGGCAGAAUUCGUAUCUUCUGAAGACUUCAAGGCGGCGCCAUGCGGUAAACGACAGGAGCGAACCCCUCAGUCUCAGUCGUUGGCCUCGUCCUCCGUGCCUGAGGCCUCUUCGCGCGAGAAGAAAGAAGGAAAGCGGACCAAGUCCGAAUGCCAGCUUUCUGGCAGCAACCAUGCCAAGCGGGCUUCCUCUGCAGAAGGAGAUCACGAAUUCGUGACAGCGAGGCAGCAACAGCAACAGCAACAGCAACAGCAGGAACAGCAGCAGCAGGGAGGCCCUGGCCGUUCCAGAUCGAUGUCGGAUCUUGGAGAGUUGUCGCACCGAACCAAUCCAAAGGACAGCACGCAGCCGGCCACUAUCCCAUUGAGCGCCUUGAGUCAUGCAAAGCGCAGAAGCCAAGACUUUACCCUCAUGAACUCGAAGAAACAGCGACGAGAAGGCAGUGGCCGCUCUAGACCGCUCAUCAACAAGAGACACAGCAGCCACCACAUUCCCAGCCGAGAGGAGAUUUUGGAGCGGCGGCGUCGAGAUGGCAAGCGAGAGAUCAUGGUUGCCUCGGAUGACGAUUGGUCGGACUCGGACUUUGAUUUUUUGCGGGACGAACAGGAGAACUACCGAUUGAUGCGUAUCAGGGCAAGGAAAACCCAGGGAGGAAGGGGUCGCUGGAGCCUUAGGGAUGAGCUCCAUGAAGGGGGCAAUGACGAGAUGGGUGAUGAUGGCUAUGGUAGCGAAGGAGAGGAGCGUUGCCGAGCGGAGGGUGAGAAAAUCAAGCUGCUCAUGGAUCCUUCGGUGAUCAAUUAUGGGUUUGACAGCUGUGAUGGCGAGUACAUUCUCGACUAUCAUCAAGGGCCCUUGUUCAACAAUGUGACCUGGCCAGAGUUUUCAGACGUUAAGGAGGUCAACGGAGGCAAUGGCAACAUCAAUGGCAGCAACAGUGGCAACAACAAUCCAGGUAACAUUAGCAGCAAUCUCAGCGGCAGUGGCAAUCCCAAAAGUGUCUACAGCGACAGCGAGAAAAUCGACGGCAACAACGGUCUCCUUCAGGGUACUGUUGCGGAUGGGCUACUUCUGCCUGCUCCGGCGACUGAAACGGUUCAUGAUAUGGAUCUGAACAUCGUUGCUCAGGUUGUGUCUGCUCUUGUAGGACCUGCGGAGCCUUCUCUUGCUGAUGUGGAGGUUGCAGAGAUUGUGUCGACUGUCAACCCUGGCGAUGGGGCAGAAGCACCUGUACAAAUGGAGGGAAUCGAGGUGUACGCGGUCCAUGGUGGCGUCAAGGACGAGAUCGAGGCCGAGGGAUUUAUUGGAUGGUCGUUGUGCGAGUGAGGUUGCCUGGAGGAUUAGACGGCGCAGGAGAUUCAUAUUUUUUGUUUCCUUUGGUCGAUGGGUGAGAGGAGAGAGAGAGAGAGAGGGAGGAACGGGGCCAA
Messenger RNA from Gamsiella multidivaricata, 2656 nucleotides. RefSeq lists its product as uncharacterized. The transcript has 2 exons. Bases 141 to 2555 code for a protein of 804 amino acids. The record is from RefSeq and is a predicted model, not a curated record. NCBI's taxonomy places the organism in Eukaryota, Fungi, Mortierellomycota, Mortierellomycetes, Mortierellales, Mortierellaceae.